Herpailurus yagouaroundi (jaguarundi) is the source of this 7315-nucleotide messenger RNA. RefSeq names its product dedicator of cytokinesis 10 (gene DOCK10). Gene Ontology annotation, molecular function: guanyl-nucleotide exchange factor activity. The record is from RefSeq and is a predicted model, not a curated record. Lineage: Eukaryota; Metazoa; Chordata; Mammalia; Carnivora; Felidae. The coding region runs from base 21 to 6680 and encodes 2219 amino acids. The transcript has 57 exons. Gene Ontology annotation, biological process: positive regulation of GTPase activity; regulation of cell migration; dendritic spine morphogenesis.
UUGAGUUCUGUUAGUGUAGCAUGAGCAUUUCCCGUUUUACCAGAGAAGGAGGAUUUGUUCGGCCUGGUGAAGCUUCAGAAGGAAGGUGUUUAACGAAAUUGGUAUUGUUAAAUAUUUCACGACUCGAGGAACAGGAUACAAUGAGCUUCCGAGGAAAGGUCUUUAAACGGGAGGCCAGUGAAUUUCGGAAGAAGAGACGAACGGUGAGGAGAAUAAAUCAAGAAGAAAUCCACAGAUUUACCUCUCAGGAAAAGCCCAGACUUCUCGAGCCUUUGGAUUAUGAAACCGUCAUUGAAGAACUUGAAAAGACCUAUCGGAAUGAUCCCCUUCGAGAUCUCCUGUUCUUCCCCAGGGACGACUUUUCAACGGCCACCGUGUCUUGGGAUAUCCGCACACUGUACUCAACGGUACCCGAAGACGCAGAACACAAAGCAGAAAAUUUGCUGGUGAAAGAGGCUUGUAAAUUUUAUAGCUCCCAAUGGUAUGUGGUAAACUACAAAUAUGAACAAUAUUCUGGAGACUUCCGACAGUUACCCCGAGCAGAAUACAAACCAGAGAAACUUCCUUCACAUUCCUUUGAGGUGGACCAUGAAGACGCUGAUAAGGAUGAAGAUACCACCUCCCACUCAUCUUCUAAGGGCGGUGGGGGAGCUGGAGGAACCGGAGUUUUCAAGUCUGGCUGGCUCUACAAGGGGAAUUUCAAUAGCACCGUGAACAAUACCGUUACUGUUCGGUCAUUCAAAAAGCGCUACUUCCAGCUGACUCAGUUGCCAGAUAACUCCUACAUCAUGAAUUUUUACAAAGAUGAAAAGAUAUCCAAAGAGCCCAAAGGCUGCAUCUUUUUGGAUUCCUGUACAGGUGUGGUGCAGAAUAACAGACUAAGAAAAUAUGCUUUUGAAUUGAAAAUGAAUGACCUAACUUAUUUUGUGCUGGCGGCUGAAACAGAGUCAGAUAUGGAUGAAUGGAUCCACACCCUGAACCGCAUCCUGCAAAUCAGUCCUGAGGGGCCACCUCAGGGGAGGAGGAGCACGGAGCUUGCAGAUCUGGGGCUGGAUUCGCUGGAUAAUUCUGUAACUUGUGAAAGCACACCAGAGGAAACAGAGUCUUCAGAGAACAGCCUACACCCAGACUUCGCAAAAUACCUCACAGAAACUGAAGAGACUGUCAAAACAACUCGAAAUACGGAGAGGUUAAAUCUGUUCUCGCUGGAUCCAGAUAUAGAUACCUUGAAACUUCAGAAAAAGGACCUUUUCGAACCCGACCUUGGGAUCAAACCAUUUGAAGAAAAAGCCGCCAAGAGAAUCAUGAUCAUCUGUAAAGCUCUCAACUUAAAUCUUCAGGGAUGUGUUACGGAGAAUGAGAAUGACCCAAUAACGAAUAUAGACCUUUUUUUUGUGAGUGUGGCACUUUAUGACCUCAGAGACUGCAGGAAGAUUUCUGCGGAUUUUCAUGUGGAUCUAAAUCACACUGCUGUCAGACAGAUGCUCUCAGGGGCUUCCGUGGCUUUGGAAAACGGAAACAUUGACACUGUUUCCCCAAGGCAAUCAGAAGAACCUCACGUCAAGGGAUUUCCAGAGGAAUGGCUAAAAUUUCCAAAGCAGGCUAUAUUUUCUGUAAGCAAUCCACAUUCUGACAUUGUUUUGGUGGCCAAAAUCGAGAAAGUACUGAUGGGGAACAUUGCAAGUGGUGCUGAACCUUAUAUUAAAAAUCCGGACUCCAAGCAUGCACAAAAGAUACUGAAAUCCAACAGGCAGUUCUGCAACAAGUUGGGGAAGUACCACAUGCCGUUUGCUUGGGCAGUAAGAUCAGUAUUUAAGGACAACCAGGGAAAUGUGGACAGAGACUCAAGAUUUUCACCAUUGUAUAGACAAGAAAGUAGCAAGAUUUCAACCGAGGACCUCCUAAAACUAGUGUCAGAUUACAGAAGGGCUGACAGAAUAAGCAAAACACAGACCAUCCCUGGAAGCCUGGAUAUUGCUGUGGACAACAUUCCUUUGGAGCAUCCAAACUGUGUAACAUCGUCCUUUAUCCCUGUCAAGCCUUUCGAUGUGACGGCUCAACCAGAACCCACGGUGGAGGUGGAAGAAUUUGUUUACGACUCAACAAAGUAUUGUCGUCCUUAUAGAGUAUACAAAAAUCAAAUUUACAUUUACCCCAAGCACCUCAAGUAUGAUAGCCAGAAAUGUUUCAACAAGGCUCGAAACAUAACCGUGUGCAUUGAAUUCAAAAACUCUGACGAAGAAGGUGCCAAGCCCGUGAAGUGUAUUUAUGGAAAACCUGGAGGGCCUCUCUUCACCUCGGCUGCCCACACAGCAGUUCUGCACCAUUCCCAGAAUCCGGAUUUCUCUGACGAGGUGAAAAUCGAGCUCCCAACACAGCUCCAUGAGAAACACCAUAUUUUGUUUUCUUUUUAUCACGUCACUUGUGACAUAAAUGCCAAGGCUAACGCCAAGAAAAAGGAGACUCUGGAAACAUCAGUUGGGUAUGCUUGGCUUCCACUGAUGAGACAUGAUCAGAUUGCUUCUCAAGAGUACAAUAUCCCAAUAGCAACAAGCCUGCCUCCUAAUUAUUUAAGCGUUCAAGAUUCUGCGAGUGGGAAGCAUGGCGGGAGUGACAUUAAGUGGGUCGAUGGUGGAAAGCCUCUCUUCAGAGUGUCAACAUUUGUGGUGUCCACAGUGAAUACUCAGGAUCCCCACGUGAACGCAUUUUUCCGACAGUGCCAAAAAAGGGAAAAAGAUCUGUCUCAGUCACCUACCUCGAAUUUCAUCCGCUCUUGUAAGAACUUACUGAAUGUGGAAAAGAUUCACACAAUCAUGAGUUUUCUGCCUAUAAUCUUGAAUCAGCUGUUCAAGGUGCUGGUACAGAACGAGGAAGACGAAAUAAGUACAGCCGUGACCAGGGUUCUGACCGACAUCGUGGCCAAGUGCCAUGAGGAACAGCUGGACCACUCCAUCCAGUCGUACAUUAAGUUCGUGUUCAAGACCAGGGCAUGCAAGGAGAGAACUAUACAUGAGGAGCUGGCUAAAAAUGUGACUGGUCUUUUGAAAUCCAAUGACACCCCAACAGUAAAGCAUGUCCUCAAGCAUUCUUGGUUCUUCUUUGCAAUUAUCCUCAAAUCAAUGGCACAGCACUUGAUUGACACAAAUAAAAUUCAGCUUUCUCGGACUCAAAGAUUUCCUGAAUCUUACCAGAAUGAAUUGGACAAUCUUGUAAUGGUCCUAUGCGAUCACGUGAUUUGGAAGUACAAAGAUGCACUUGAAGAGACAAGAAGGGCAAAUCAAAGCGUUGCCAGAUUUCUUAAGCGCUGUUUUACAUUUAUGGACCGGGGCUUUGUAUUUAAGAUGGUUAACAAUUACAUCAGCAUGUUCUCCUCUGGUGACCUCAAGACCUUAUGCCAGUAUAAAUUUGAUUUUCUUCAAGAAGUAUGUCAGCAUGAGCACUUUAUUCCUUUGUGUCUCCCCAUAAGAUCCGCAAACAUUCCAGAUCCCUUGACGCCUUCAGAAUCAACUCAAGAGUUACAUGCAUCAGAUAUGCCUGAAUAUUCGGUCACGAAUGAAUUUUGCCGCAAACACUUCUUAAUUGGAAUUCUACUUCGAGAAGUUGGCUUUGCCCUGCAAGAAGACCAGGACAUCAGGCACUCAGCUUUAGCUGUCCUAAAAAAUCUAAUGGCUAAGCAUUCCUUUGAUGAUCGAUACAGAGAACCCGAGAAACAGGCCCAGAUAGCAAGUCUAUACAUGCCCCUGUAUGGCAUGCUUCUGGACAAUAUGCCAAGGAUUUACCUGAAGGACUUAUAUCCUUUUACCGUCAACACAUCCAACCAAGGGUCUAGAGAUGACCUCAGCACCAAUGGAGGAUUUCACAGCCAGUCGGCUAUGAAACAUGCAAAUUCUGUGGAUACAUCAUUUUCUAAAGAUGUUUUAAAUUCCAUAGCAGCAUUUUCAUCAAUAGCUAUUUCUACAGUAAACCAUGCUGACUCCAGAGCAUCCCUGGCAAGUCUUGACUCCAACCCAAGCACCAAUGAGAAGAGCAGCGAGAAAACAGACAACUGCGAAAAGAUCCCUAGACCCUUGUCUUUGAUAGGGUCAACCCUUCGAUUUGACAAGUUAGAUCAAGCAGAAACCAGGAGCCUUCUCAUGUGCUUUCUUCACAUUAUGAAGACAAUUUCAGAGGAGACGCUGAUUGCCUACUGGCAAAGAGCACCCAGUCCAGAGGUGUCUGACUUCUUCAGCAUCUUGGAUGUUUGUCUUCAAAAUUUCAGAUACCUAGGAAGACGCAAUAUAAUAAGGAAAAUUGCUGCAGCGUUUAAAUUUGUGCAGUCCACCCAGAACAAUGGAACUCUCAAAGGCUCUAACCCUUCCUGCCAAACAUCAGGUCCCUUGCCACAAUGGAUGCAUACCACGUCCGCUCACGAAGGACAUAAGCAGCACCGAUCACAAACUUUACCUAUAAUUCGAGGCAAAAAUGCACUUUCUAAUCCCAAACUUUUACAGAUGUUAGACAAUACCAUGUCCAGCAACUCCAAUGAAAUAGACAUCGUGCACCAUGUGGACACAGAGGCCAAUAUAGCUACAGAGGUGUGCCUGACUAUCCUAGACCUGCUAUCACUCUUCACCCAGACUCACCAGAGACAACUCCAACAAUCUGAAUGUCAAAAUUCCAUGAUGAAAAGGGUCUUUGACACCUACAUGGUCUUUUUCCAAGUCAACCAGUCAGCCACAGCGCUGAAGCACGUGUUUGCCUCCUUGAGACUGUUUGUUUGCAAGUUUCCUUCAGCGUUCUUUCAAGGGCCUGCCGACCUGUGUGGAUCCUUCUGCUAUGAAGUCCUAAAAUGCUGUAACCACAGGUCACGGUCAACUCAGACAGAAGCAUCAGCCCUUCUAUACUUUUUCAUGAGGAAGAAUUUUGAAUUUAGCAAGCAGAAGUCAAUUGUCCGGUCCCACUUACAACUUAUCAAGGCUGUAAGCCAGUUAAUCGCCGAUGCUGGGAUUGGAGGCUCUCGGUUUCAGCAUUCCCUUGCAAUUACCAACAAUUUUGCUAAUGGAGACAAGCAGAUGAAAAACAGCAACUUCCCAGCAGAGGUGAAAGAUCUGACAAAACGUAUAAGGACUGUUUUGAUGGCCACAGCUCAGAUGAAAGAGCAUGAGAAGGACCCCGAGAUGCUGGUGGAUCUCCAGUACAGCCUGGCAAACUCCUAUGCAAGCACCCCUGAGCUGCGCAGGACCUGGCUGGAAAGCAUGGCCAAGAUUCACGCGAGAAACGGCGACUUAUCCGAGGCCGCGAUGUGUUACAUCCAUAUAGCUGCCCUCACUGCGGAAUACCUGAAAAGAAAAGGUUACUGGAAAAUGGAAAAGAUUUGCACACCACCCCUGCUCCCGGAGGAUACCCAUCCCUGUGAUAACUACCCAUUACUAACAGCUCCCAGCGGAGGAAGCAUGUUCUCUAUGGGCUGGCCAGCUUUUCUGAGCAUUACACCAAAUAUUAAAGAAGAAGGAGCAAUGAAAGAAGAUUCGGGAAUGGAAGACACACCGUACAAUGAGAAAAUCCUGGUGGAGCAGCUCUACCUGUGUGCGGAGUUUCUUUGGAAGUCUGAGCGAUAUGAACUCAUCGCUGACGUCAACAAACCCAUCAUCGCUGUCUUUGAGAAGCAGAGAGACUUCAAGAAAUUAUCAGAUCUCUACUACGACAUUCAUCGGUCGUACCUAAAAGUUGCAGAGGUGGUGAACUCAGAGAAGAGGCUGUUCGGUCGCUACUAUCGUGUAGCCUUUUACGGGCAGGGCUUUUUUGAAGAGGAGGAAGGUAAGGAGUAUAUUUAUAAAGAGCCUAAGCUGACGGGCCUCUCGGAGAUUUCUCAAAGACUGCUCAAGCUCUAUGCGGAUAAAUUUGGUGCAGACAAUGUGAAGAUAAUCCAGGAUUCCAACAAGGUAAACCCCAAGGAUCUGGACCCUAAAUAUGCCUACAUCCAGGUGACCUAUGUCACACCAUUCUUUGAGGAAAAGGAAAUCGAGGACCGGAAGACGGAUUUCGAGAUGCACCACAACAUCAACCGCUUCGUCUUCGAGACGCCCUUUACGCUGUCGGGCAAGAAGCACGGCGGGGUAGAGGAGCAGUGCAAGCGGCGCACCGUGCUGACCACCAGUCACUUGUUCCCCUACGUGAAGAAGCGAAUACAAGUCAUAAGCCAGUCGAGCACAGAACUGAAUCCUAUCGAAGUGGCCAUUGACGAGAUGUCCAAGAAAGUUUCUGAGCUGAAUCAGCUUUGCACAAUGGACGAGGUGGACAUGAUCCGACUGCAGCUCAAAGUCCAAGGAAGUGUCAGCGUGAAGGUUAACGCUGGGCCGAUGGCCUACGCACGAGCUUUCCUUGAAGAAACCAAUGCGAAGAGAUACCCUGACAACCAAGUAAAACUUCUGAAGGAAAUAUUCAGGCAAUUUGCAGACGCGUGUGGACAGGCCCUUGAUGUGAAUGAGCGCCUCAUCAAGGAGGAUCAGCUGGAGUACCAGGAAGAGCUGAGGUCCCAUUAUAAGGACAUGCUCAGUGAACUCUCCACAAUCAUGAAUGAGCAGAUUAUGUGCAGGGACGACCCGUCAAAGCGCGGAGCGGAGCGAACCUGUCCUCGAGUAAUUAGCAGGCCGGCUCCCCCUUUACCCACUGUCUCCAUCUCAGCCAGUGAGGACGCUUGAAGGGAGGUCUACUGCAUCAGACACGCCUCGAAGGGACCCUUCUGAAUUUGUAGCUCAUCUCGGGGAAGAGAAAGACUUAAUUUAUUUGAAGUUUUUAUAGUAUUAAUAUUUUUUUUUUUUUUUACCUCGCUAGCUUGAGAAUUUCGCCAGCUUUCGGCUUUGCACAUUUCUUAUGAUUUUUUUUAUUCCUUUGAGCAGCAUUGAUCAAGCCAAGCUGAAUAUUUGCCGUGAAAUUCCAACGAAUGUGUAGCUCAAAAGCAAACCCUAAGUUUGCUGUCAGUUAUAAUAUGUUCAAUACCAAGUCCUAGUACACAUAUUUUAAAGGUCAAAGUGAAUGUUUUUGUAACAUUUAAGCAUAUUCCAAAUGUAAAUAGAAGAUUGUAAAAUAUAUGGUUUUUACCAAAUUUAAAAGAGCCUUUUUAGUUAAUACUUAUGACAGUGCUAAAAUUAUAUGAAUAACAUUUCAGAUACCAUUAUAUUAAAAUAUUUGUGUAUGUGUACAAACAUGUUGAUAAAUACUAAUCUCUAAAGUUUGUGGAGUUCCUUUAUUUGUAAUAUAUGUGCUCUCAAAAGCAAUGGGAUGUGAAAUUAUGUAUUUUGUUGUUCAUAGAAAUAAAAAAUACAAUUCCUUUGCA